Molecule: messenger RNA, 570 nt
Organism: Suhomyces tanzawaensis NRRL Y-17324
Lineage: Eukaryota; Fungi; Ascomycota; Pichiomycetes; Serinales; Debaryomycetaceae
Product: mannose-ethanolamine phosphotransferase
Exons: 1
Biological process (GO): GPI anchor biosynthetic process
Cellular component (GO): endoplasmic reticulum membrane
Source: RefSeq, a predicted model, not a curated record
CCCGCCAUCAAACACCCGCUUGUCACCGUCCCCGUCCACAACCUCUUGGUGUUGGCAGGCAUGGUGGCGUACGGAUUGACCUCCGACAUCAGGACGGUGUUGCUCAAGGGAUUGUUUACACUUGUACCGCUCCAGGUUCUCUACGACCUCGUGUUGUUGAACGCCAUUGGCACGCCCAAACUGACCAACGUGCCGUUGUUGGUUGCCAGCGCACUUUUGAUCACUGUCGUGUUGAGCGUGCCAGUAUUCGUGGUAUUGUUGGUGUUUGGGGCGCCAUUGGCGUCCCACCUCCCUGAGACCAUGUUGCUCUCGCUCCACUUGGCGGUGCUCGUGUUCAACCCGCUCUUGGUGGUGUUCAAGAUCGACCUUCACGCGUUUACAGCCAUUUUCAAGGUGACCCAGGUGUACCGUUUGAUUUUCAGCAACCUGGUGCUUGCCUCCAGCUUCAUGGCCAUCGUGGGCACCUGGAUGGGUGUGAUUCCCAUCCCGCUCGACUGGGACAGGCCCUGGCAACAAUGGCCCGUGACCUUGUUGUUUGGAGCCUAUUUAGGCACCACGGGGGGCGGGUUG